GACGUCACCCGCUGCUCUGCGCUCCAUCAGAAACGCGCAAAGAUGCUCUGAAAGCAAGACUGCAGCAUCUCCGAGUCAGAGCCUACAAAAACAUCGCAUCUCCUUCAAGCGCUCGUUCAGCGCUUCAACGCCAUCCAGCACUAUCUGCGGGGUUUGUCCACCUGCAUGCGGGAUCCGCUGUUUUUUUCUUUCGCCUCUUGUACAUUUCCCGUUGCUAUUUAUUUUCCGCGCGCAUCUUCACAGUUUCUAGCAGUGAAUCUUUUGAGUUGUGCCGACCACUGAGGUCAUAUAUUGUUUUCAGCAGGAGAGCGCCAUCGCAGAGCCACCAGUGAGGACGUUUCCCACAUCACUUGUUAUUAAUAUCAGUACAGCCUGAGCCACUGGAUAUCGAUGCGUCUUUCUUUCCGUAUCUAGGCUGCUACAGAGGAUCGACGCACCCCAAACAUUCAUAUAAUCGUGGUUUCACAUUUAGACACAACAUAUUUGCAUAUCGCGUGUAGGGAAAACAACACCGAGCCUAAAGCUUCUUUAUAAAAAAUGAUGGCCGGUGGGGCAGUGCAGCAAAACGGGAUUUUCUCCAAUCCGCAUCAUCACAAUCAACAGCCGCACAUGGAGUCUGAUCCCCCCGAUUCCCGCAAAAGACCCCUGGAGACCCCGACGGAGGCCAGCAGCACCAAACGCACAAACACAGGAGAGAGAUGCAACCAACCGGCCAUCCAUGAUCCACCAUUUUCAUCAGAUUUUGUCGGAUUUCACGAGGAAGGCGAAUAUUUCUUAAAGGUGCUGAUUCCAAGCUACGCCGCAGGCUCCAUAAUUGGCAAGGGUGGUCAGACUAUUGUCCAGCUACAGAAAGAGACAGGGGCCACCAUCAAGCUGUCCAAAUCCAAAGAUUUCUACCCGGGAACAACAGAGCGCGUCUGCUUGAUCCAGGGCACUGUAGAGGCGCUGAACAGUGUCCAUGACUUCAUCGCGGAGAAGGUGCGGGAGAUGCCGCAGAGCGCUCAGAAAACAGAGCCAGUUAGCAUACUUCAGCCACAGACCACCGUCAACCCUGAUCGUGUCAAACAGGCCAAGCUGAUAGUGCCCAACAGCACGGCAGGGCUGAUCAUCGGCAAGGGUGGAGCCACAGUGAAGGCCGUCAUGGAGCAGUCUGGUGCCUGGGUCCAGCUCUCACAGAAACCCGAAGGCAUCAACCUGCAGGAACGCGUCGUCACCAUCAGCGGGGAGCCUGAGCAGAACCGCAAGGCCGUGGAGAUCAUUGUGCAGAAGAUCCAGGAGGACCCGCAGAGCAGCAGCUGUCUGAACAUCAGUUACUCCAACAUCUCUGGCCCUGUGGCCAACUCCAAUCCCACCGGUUCCCCAUACGCCAACUCGGCAGAGGUAAUGCCGGCUGCUGCCGCGGCGGCGGCGGCCACGGCCUCCAGUCUCCUGGGGCAGGCCAGUCUGGCGGGAGUGGGCGCCUUCCCCACCACCAUGUCCAGCUUCUCAGGGAACGACCUGCUGGCUAUCACAUCUGCACUGAACACGUUGGCCAGCUACGGAUACAAUACCAACUCCCUGGGCCUAGGGCUCAACCCUGCGGCUGCCUCAGGAGUCCUCGCUGCUGUGGCCGCAAGCGCUAACCCCGCCGCAGCUGCGGCCGCCAACCUGCUAGCCUCCUACGCCAACGACGCAACCACCAGCUCCGGCCACCACGCGACCAGCCUGGGAGGCUUCACGCUAGGCUCACUCGCUGCUGCCACCGGAGCCACCAAUGGCUACCUGAGCGCUGCUUCCCCACUGAUGGCGAGUUCACUACUGGCCACCGAGAAGCUGACCGAAGGGGCCAAAGAUGUGGUGGAGAUUGCAGUGCCGGAGAACUUGGUUGGCGCCAUUUUGGGGAAAGGAGGCAAAACGCUUGUGGAGUACCAAGAACUGACGGGAGCCCGCAUCCAGAUCUCUAAAAAGGGAGAGUUUGUUCCUGGUACCAGAAACCGUAAAGUUACCAUUACCGGAUCGCCAGCCGCCACACAGGCAGCCCAAUAUCUUAUCAGCCAGCGAAUCACAUACGAGCAGGGUGUGAGGGCCACCAAUCCGCAGAAGGUGGGCUAAAAACAGGGAGUAUGAAAAAAGGAGAGAAAAAGAGUGGGGGAUGGGGAAGAUACAGAGAAAGAUGGAGGGCGUGAAUAUCAACGAAAAUCAGCCACAUUCUUUGCGGGAAAAAUCUCAGUAUUAAAAAAAAUAGAUGGAAAAAAUUCCUCUCAAAGUGGAAAAUUUAAAAAAGAAAAAUGUGUAAAAUGUAAAUAUGGGUUUAAUCCUUAUGUUCUGGAUUUUUAUUGGUUGAUUUUGUUUUGUUUUUCUUUUGUUUUAGUUUUUUUGUGCAUUUUCUGGACAGCAGUGAAUGGCAUUUCAACCUGGCAUGCUGCCACGCUGCAGUUCAAAGCAGGUGGGCAAGGUGGUAGGAUGGGGGACAAUGGGGUGGAGCAAUCCCAGGAAUCAGCCCUUUCCCCACCCCCAUCCCCUCCUAGCUGACAGAUUUUUCUUCUUUAAUUUUUUUGUCCUUAGUUUAACUCCCAACCUUUCGCCCAUGCCUUCUCUUUAAGAGGGCCUAAGACUGAUUAUAUAUCUCCCCCAGUCUGUGACACCCCAUACCCCACCCCAGCCCCCCUCGCCCCAGCCCUCCCAAUCCCAGCCGGCCUGACCCUGCCCCGCACUGGGCAGGAUAGGGCAGGGGAUGUGAGGCUGCUGCAGGGUCUCUCAGCACCACUAGACAUUUACCUGGGGUUCCAGUUGGACCAGGUGCAUGCCACUACAGAUGUUGUUAGCAUAAGGGAAGCUUGUAGAUAAUGUUUGCGGACAUAGGCCAGGACGCAAAACGCACCUGAAUCUUUCGUACCAGAGCUCCUAGAAAUUGUGGCAUUUGUCUAUGGGAUUCAAGGUCUGGUGUUUAUACAAAUACUAUUAUCAUUAUUAUUAUUACUACUACUACUAUUAUUAUUAUUAUUAUUACAAAUUAUCAUCACCAUCAACGUUAUUUAUUAAUAUGAUUUCACCCAUAAGGACUGAAGUUUUUUCUUUUGUUUUUCUUAAUCUGUGAAUUCAGGUUGACAUGAAUGUAAAGACAAUAUUUUGGAUUUAGUUUUUUAUUUAAGUAGAUUGAAUCGUGUGUCCAUGUAAUAUAUGUCUUAUUUAACGUCCAGUGAUAACUGCACCGUCGGCACCAACAGAGAGAAUAGGGGCAGAUGUACUGUACAAAAAACACGCACCCUCAGCAAACUAUUACCAGACUUAAAUGCUGAAAAUGCAACUAAACAUACACAGACUUGAAAUCACAGUGGGACUAGACAAUUUAUUCACAUAUCUACUGAAUGAGAAUGUAGGUCUUUGCACAAGUCCAAGGGAGUGUAUCAGAAUAUGACUUUAUAUGAAAGCCAAUCCCUUUCUGUAACGUCCCAAAACAUAUCCCCGUCUUUACUCUAUGCUGCCCCUCUGCAGCACGAGAGAUUGUGCACUUUGAGCCGCUGCAGUCGAGUAUCUGCGCAAAUCUGCUGGAAAAUUUGCAUAGAUAUUCCAUAUCAAAUCAGAAAUUGGCCCUCAGAGCUCUGAGGCGUUUCAUGAACACAUACUACUGAAAGACUAAGAACAAAUUCUGAUCUGCACAGGCUGCUUAGUAACAUGGUCCUAUCUGGAAAUCCCAGGUUGUGUGUUCUAUUGUGACUAUACAUCCUGAGUCACCAGUACAUCUAAUUCUAGAAUGGGCUACCCAUGUGAAGAUCUUCCUGUGCAGAUCCGAACUACCAUGUGCGACGUAUGUGCUGCUAAUAAGGUCCUAUUUCCUUUUUGUUUUGAAUCUGAGUACACUGAAUUUUGUCUUAAUGCACUGUGAAGUGUGGAGGCCGUGAUGGAAGGCCAAAAAAAGUCAGGGUUUCUAUAUCGUUAUCACAUCGAAGCAUCACCAUGAUGGAAUGUACUCGUGUGGAACGUCUCAUAUUUAUAACAACCUCCAUGGAGUCAAGGUAUCGCUUACCGUAGGGUGGAAAGGAAGCCUGGAUGGUUUGUUAGGUUGAGGUCAGACUCUUCGGACCAGUUUUCUUUUUUUGGCAUCAUGUUGCAGUAUCCAACCUUAACUUUCCAAGUGUGCACUAACUAACCGCCAGCUGACCGUGUAUAUUUAUCGUGAAGGGGCAGAGGAUGGUAUAUUCUGUACGCUUAAACUUUAGGUGUCCUCCAAAACUAUUAUGUGUCUAAACAACUGUUAUUGAUUCUUUACCGGCUGGAAUGAGCUGAAAAAUACCAAACUGCUCUUUAUUACAGAAACCACAAAACUUUAGCACAGAGAGCACUUCCUAAAGAAUAAUUAGCCCAACAGAAAAAGACAGAGUUUGUGCUCUCUCUCCCAAAGACUAAAUUAUGAUUCUUUCCUCUCCUUUGCUAUUGGAGCACAAGGGAGAGUAAAUCUGAACCGAUUGGUAAGGAGGCUUCUUUAUUCUCAUCUAAAAACCAUCACCUCCCCUCACCUCAACACCCUUUUUUACCUUUGUGCACCCCCAUUCUGACACAUCAACCCAGAGACCCCCUUUUCUCUCACAUCUCUCCAUGGGUGGCGAUGUCUGGUGUAACAGUGCAUGUCUGCUUGCCCUUUCACGAAACAAUGAUGGUGCAAAAGGGAAGAUGCGCCUACAGAGUAGAACUAGAAGCUUGCAGUAGAUCAUGAUCGCACACAUCACACCUUCAAAAAGGGACUUAUUACAAGCCAUCCAUGUGUUUGUAUGGUGUGUAUGUGUGUGUAUAUGCGUGUAAAGGUGAUAGGUUUGGAUAGAUAUGAAUGUGUCUAGCAGUUGUGCCCAAGGUGAGGAGAUCUAACAAGCAACUGAAAAAGCAAUGACUCGAGGUACUCUACUAUAAGAGAGUUCCAAGGUUUUUUUUUUUUGGUGCAAUUUUCAAACAGUAGGACGUAAUAGUUCAGAUUUGAAGAUGAAAACGAGGAAGUGAUGGCAAUCACGCCAAAAACGCCUCCGCAUUUUAGAGUGCAUCUAUGUGUUUGGUUUUACCCAUGAUGCAGUACUUCAUCAGACACUUACCCCAGAUCAGAUACCCCAGAUCAUUUUUUUGUAAAAAAAAAUAAAUAAAAAUAAUAAAUGGUUUAAUUGCCGUUUGAUCUAAGACACAUAAAAAAACAAGAUAUUAACAAGAUAUUACUGUGAGAAUUCAAUGUGAAAACUAUAAAAAGGUGCCAACAUAGUGUCAAGGAGCAGCUUUCUGUUUUGUUGUUUUUGUAUUCAGUACUAAAAGUACAUAUGGGAGGGGGAGGGAGGUGGGGGGGUCUCGGUUUUUUUUUUAGUAACUGGGAAAAUAGAUCAAAUGUGAUGAGUACUGAAAGCAAUAUACGUAGUAGCAUGUCGUCCUGUCUUGUCCUUUUAUUCUGUCUGUGUAGGAGCUUUGGAUUUACCUAGAUGUUGAGUAGAUUUGCAUAUACUGUUUUUUAAGUUGUGAAGAUGCUGCUAUUGAAUAAGUGAUGUACUAAAAUUUAAGAUUAAAAAACAUAUCUGGUCAGUCAUUUAGCAGGAUGUGGUAGCUGUAAGAGGUGUAACUAAAUGCUACAUUGAUAAUGAAAUAAUUGCUAUAUCAAUGGAUUAAAUAAACCUGUGCCAAAAUAGAUCUUUACGGAUUAAAUGUGAUUUAAACACCAUUAGUUAAGAGCAUACUUUUGUAAUUUAAAAAAAGAAAAAAAAUGUGAAAAGUGCCAAACAAGCCACAGUUAAGAUAUAACUAGCGGGGGUAAAGUGACUAGAUAAGCAAAAAAUAGACAUUAGCACUAUAAGGUUGAGAGUUUUCUGCCCCCUUAAACUAACUAGUCCUUGUAAAAAAAGAAGGGUGGGAUUCAUCUCGUAGGCCAAACAAAAGCAGGGUGCCAUGUGGCCAUUAACACACUUCCCUGGGGCUAAAAGACUGCCGAGUUAGCUUAGCAUGGUUCAGGUUUUAUAAGUUAUCAGCAUUCUUAAGUCAGCCUUUUAUAGUUCUGAAAAUGUAUUUUGUGAAGAUAGAUGUUAUCUUUUUUGCACGUCGAUAUUGCAUGAUACCAAGUGAAGCGUGGAUUAAAAAAAAAAAAGAUAACACACAAAAA
This is a messenger RNA of Cyprinus carpio (common carp), 6103 nucleotides long. Its product is annotated as RNA-binding protein Nova-1-like. Gene Ontology annotation, biological process: mRNA splicing, via spliceosome; regulation of alternative mRNA splicing, via spliceosome. NCBI's taxonomy places the organism in Eukaryota, Metazoa, Chordata, Actinopteri, Cypriniformes, Cyprinidae. Gene Ontology annotation, cellular component: cytoplasm; nucleus. The record is from RefSeq and is a predicted model, not a curated record. Gene Ontology annotation, molecular function: mRNA binding.